CACGAGCCCUGACGUGGUGAGCUGUGUAUCAAGGCUACGUGCUGUGAGUAGUACACUUGAAGAAAGCGACUUUAAACGAACACAUGUUUGAACAGAACCAGAUCGCCCAGAAGGUUCCAGUUGCAUUAAUAUGCCUAUAGACAAUAAUGAAGACCAAGAUUGUCCUGCAUUGUCCAGUCUGGCAAGUGAGGAAACUGACAAUGUGUCCAGCUGGGCAUCGAGUGCCGUCUGCAUUCCAGAGAUCCAGGGAGCACCAGCUCCUGCAGUCUGCCCUGGUAAUGCUGCGCCUGAAAACUCCAAAAAAGCACAGCUCCUGCUCCAUAUCAACCGUCAGGAGAUCCAGGCGGUGUCUCAGAAUGAUCAAGCAGCCGAGCUCCAGGGUUUGGGAGUGGACGUGUAUGAUCAGGAUGUUUUGGAGCAAGGAGUCUUGCAGCAGGUGGACCGAGCCUUUCAGGAGGCUAACCAGGCCACAGCGAGGGCAGAUGCGGCGAAAGAAUAUGAAUCUGUCCUGGAUGAUGUCAGGUCAUGCACAAGCGCUUUAAAACACAUCAACAAGAUAUUAGAGCAGCUUACUCCUCAUGCUGCCUCCAGCAAGGACAUCAGCCGGAAAAUCGACUCUGUCAAAAGGCAAAAGGAGAACAAGGAGAAGCAGUUAAAAAAGAUCCGAGCCAAGCAGAGGCGGUUACAGGCCAUUCUGAGUGGAGAGGAUAUUCAGAAGCUCGAGGCAGAGUUAUUGACUGAGGAUGAGACAGAGGCAGGCCCAUCCACUCAGGGCAGCAUGCUUAUGCCUUCUCAGGAGACAGAGUGGGAAGAGCUCAUCCGCACGGGUCAAAUGACACCUUUCGGCACACGCAUUCCUCAGAAGCAAGAGAAGAAGGAACCACGCAAGUUGAUGCUCAGUGAAAACUCAGGCUUUGAUAAGUAUCUCGCGGACCAGGCCAUGAUGGCAGACAGAAGAAAGAAACCAACCCCAAAGAAGAAAGGGAAGAUUUCCAGGAGUUCCUCCACCGACAUGACAAAAAACAAGGUGUCCUCCAAGCGAGAAAAGAAGCUAGAGAAACGAAUGCGGAAACUCCAAAGGACUGCCCUAAAGGCUCACCCCAAAGCAAGGCCCAAAACGGAGAAAGAAUUUUCCCAGACCAAACGGAAGGGCACAGACAGCGAGGGCUCUGAGUAUGUCCCCAGCGAUGAGCUUAUGAAUCCUGACGAACCAGAGCGCGAUGAUGAGUUCUGGCAUGAUGAAAAGGAAGAGUAUGAACUUAAGCCUUAUAAGAAGAAGGAGUCUAAAACCAAGAAAUCAAAAAAGGUGGAUGAGAGCGACGAAUAUCUUCCGAGCAGUUCUGAAGAUGAGGACGCUGAGAGAAAAGCCAAGGUGAAGAGGUACAAAGACGAUGGCGAUAUUGAAUUCUACAGGAAAAGAAUUAGGAAUUGGAAGAGGCAGAGACUUCAAGAGAAAGAGCGGAAGAGGCAAGCAGGAGAGGACGAGUCUGAAGAGAGCGAUGCUGAGUUUGACGAAGGUUUUAAGGUGCCGGGAUUUCUCUGGAAGAAACUCUUCAAGUAUCAGCAGACAGGUGUCAGGUGGAUGUGGGAACUGCACUGCCAGCAGGCAGGAGGCAUUCUGGGAGAUGAGAUGGGCCUUGGCAAGACCAUCCAAGUAAUAGCUUUCCUGGCAGGCCUGAGCUACAGCAAGUUGAAGACACGCGGCUCCAAUUACAGGUAUGCUGGAUUGGGGCCCACAGUCAUCGUAUGCCCAGCCACAGUUAUGCAUCAGUGGGUGAAGGAGUUCCAUAUCUGGUGGCCUCCAUUCCGUGUAGCAGUUCUCCAUGAAACAGGUUCUUUCAAUCAUAAGAAGGAGAAGCUCAUCCCUGAGAUAGCCGCCAGCCACGGGAUCCUCAUUACGUCUUACUCAUAUGUACGCAUUAUGCAGGAUUACAUUCAGAAAUAUGACUGGCAUUACAUAAUCCUGGAUGAGGGCCACAAAAUCAGGAACCCAAAUGCAGGUGUCACUGUUGCAUGCAAGCAGUUCCGGACGCCUCAUCGGUUCAUCCUCUCUGGUUCACCCAUGCAGAAUAACCUGAAGGAACUUUGGUCCCUUUUUGACUUUGUCUUCCCAGGGAAACUGGGAACGCUUCCUGUCUUCAUGGAGCAGUUCUCAGUGCCCAUCACUAUGGGAGGAUAUGCUAAUGCCUCUCCGGUGCAGGUGCAGACAGCCUACAAGUGUGCCUGUGUCUUACGUGACACCAUCAAUCCGUACCUGCUAAGGAGGAUGAAGGCAGAUGUAAAGGCCAAUCUCUCACUGCCAGACAAAAAUGAGCAGGUACUGUUCUGUAGAUUAACUGAAGAACAGCGGGAAGUCUAUCAGAACUUUUUGGAUUCCAAGGAAGUUUAUCAGAUUCUGAAUGGAGAUAUGCAGAUUUUCUCUGGCUUGAUAGCCUUGAGGAAGAUCUGUAACCACCCAGACCUGUUCACUGGUGGGCCCCGCAUGCUGAGAGGUGUACCUGCAGAGGAACUGAGUGUGGAGGAGCACUUUGGCUACUGGAAGCGCUCGGGCAAGCUAAUAGUGGUGGAGUCUCUGCUCAGGUUGUGGUUUAAACAGGGACACAGAGUCUUGCUCUUCACUCAGUCCAGACAGAUGCUGGAGAUCCUAGAGGUGUUUGUCAGGGAAAACGGAUACACCUUCCUCAAAAUGGACGGCACCACUACCAUCGCGUCUCGGCAGCCACUCAUAACACAGUACAAUGAGAACAAGGAAAUAUUUAUUUUCCUUCUGACGACCAGAGUUGGAGGAUUAGGCGUCAACCUAACGGGUGCAAACAGAGUAAUUAUCUAUGAUCCGGAUUGGAACCCUAGCACAGACACUCAGGCCAGAGAACGUGCUUGGAGAAUAGGGCAGAAACAGCAGGUAACUGUUUAUAGGCUGCUCACCGCCGGGACCAUUGAAGAGAAGAUUUACCACAGGCAAAUUUUCAAGCAGUUUCUUACUAAUCGAGUGCUCAAGGAUCCAAAGCAGCGGCGUUUUUUCAAGUCCAAUGACAUUUAUGAGCUCUUCACAUUCAGCAACCCUGAUGGCUCCCAGGGAACCGAGACCAGUGCGAUAUUUGCAGGCACUGGCUCAGAUGUACAGGUUCCAAAAAAAAACAAGGUGCCUCAUAGUUCACCAACAAAUCCAAAACUCAUGUCCUCAAAGCAGGAGAAUUCCCAAUCAUCUUUGCUGUGUAAAGAAAAUGCUUCACCAGGGUCCUUUAACAAAAAUGCUCCAAUUCUCAAUGGCUUUUCCAACACGAACUCCAGCAAGGAAAGUGACUCUUUAAUCAUGACAUCCACACCAACCUCCGCUCAUGGUUCAUUAACAAAUGGUCAUCAGCAGGAUCUCUUUAUUGCCAACACUCCUCAGAAACACAGGGAAAAGAAAAAACACUGCGAUGAGACUGAUGCAGUGAGCAAAACCUCAGAUAAACAUAAACACAAACAUAAAAAACGUAAGAACAGAGAAGAUGCACGGUUUGAGGGUCAUCGAAUCUCUCACCUGGUGAAGAAGAGAAGAUACAAAAGGGAAGACAGUGAGGAUCAGAAGGAGACCAAAGACGAGCAAAUGAACGACGACUAUGUUCUUGCCAAACUCUUCAAAAAAUCUGGGAUCCACAGUGUUAUGAAACAUGACACAAUAAUGGAGGCAUCGAAUCCAGACUUUGUCCUGGUGGAAGCUGAGGCCAACCGGGUAGCUAAAGAUGCCCUUAAGGCUCUGAAGUUAUCCAGACAGCAGUGCAGGCUGCCCCUCAGGGGAUCCACACCAACAACACAAGUGCCUGUCAGAAAAAGGUUUGGACAGAAGAAGAACUCUCGUCUCAACCAGUCCUCUGAGACAACACAAAAAACAGGAGAAAAAUGCAAGGAUGCAGAGUUAAUAAAGAAGGCAGGAAUCAAGAAACUAGGGUCUGCUGCCCACUUCAGUGGAGAGGGAGUGGAGGAAGAGGCGCUUUCUACCUCUCUUUCCUCCUCCUCACUUUUAGCCAGAAUGAGGGCCAGGAAUCACAUUAGCUUACCUCAGAGCCAAGAAGAAGAUGAAGAUGAUAAUGAACAAAGAGCACAGUCUUCCACACCACUUGCUUCCCCUACCGAGCAUGAUGAGCUGCUGGUGGAUUUGAGAAACUUUGUGGCCUUCCAGGCUCAGGUUGAUGGCCAAGCCAGCACUAAGGAGAUCCUGGAGUAUUUCACUCCAAGAUUAACGUCCACACAGACACCUGUGUUCCGAGAGUUGCUUAGAAACAUUUGUGACUUCCACAGGCUGCCCGGACAAGAGGGAUUGUGGAAACUUAAAACUGAUUACAGAUAAAGUAAAGGCAAUAUGUACAGUAACUUCAGAGUUUAUAUGCUUACCAUAUAGGUAUGAAUGAGCUCUACACUGGGAUAAUGCAAUCAUUUUGCACAUAUAGUGUAUGUUGAUGUCAUAUCGCAUGUUGGAUAAUGAUAUGCAAUUGCUGUAAAAUACCUUAUUACAUUUUAAUUACUCAUUUUGUACAUGACUGUUGUGGUGUACUCACCAGUAUUAUACUUGACAAGGUUUUUGUACAUUUUUAUACUUCCAUUUUUUUGUUAUAACUGACACUUACUUGAUAAAAACUCUGUAUAAAUGACAAUGGACAAAUUCAGGUCAUUCAGGGAGACUAACAUGGGCUAACUGUGACUGUAUAAAACACAACUUUUUUUCUGUAAGCUUGGUUAAGUAAUUUCAAUCUUAAUUUGGUGUGACAAUGUUUCUGUUUUGUAUAGAUAUGUUUAAAUAAUGUCAUCAUUACUGUUUACACAAGAUGUUUGAACACAUUCCAGUGCUCUGUUGCAAUGUGAAGUGUUGGUGUGAAAUAAUGAAUCUAUUUAUAUAAAACAAUGUUCUUGGUGACUGUAUUUGGAUGGUUAAGACAGUAAGGCAUCAUGUAAUACAAUAUUAUUACCAGCCAAAUGGGUCCA
Molecule: messenger RNA, 4965 nt
Organism: Clarias gariepinus (North African catfish)
Lineage: Eukaryota; Metazoa; Chordata; Actinopteri; Siluriformes; Clariidae
Gene: ercc6
Product: excision repair cross-complementation group 6
Exons: 20
Coding region: 131-4333 (1400 amino acids)
Biological process (GO): transcription-coupled nucleotide-excision repair
Cellular component (GO): nucleus
Molecular function (GO): ATP-dependent chromatin remodeler activity; ATP binding
Source: RefSeq, a predicted model, not a curated record